This is a messenger RNA of Camelina sativa (false flax), 673 nucleotides long. Its product is annotated as beta-galactosidase 15-like. The record is from RefSeq and is a predicted model, not a curated record. Gene Ontology annotation, molecular function: carbohydrate binding. NCBI's taxonomy places the organism in Eukaryota, Viridiplantae, Streptophyta, Magnoliopsida, Brassicales, Brassicaceae.
UGGAUCAUUUAUGAGAACACUAGGGAAAAAAAUGGGAACUUCACAUUGCCGUCGUCUUCAUGGCUUUAUUUUGCUUCUAGCUAUGUUUAUUUCCUCUGUGUUUAGUGUAGCUGCAAAGAUGGACGACGUUUCUUUUCACGGUGACCCGAAACGUAGUCUCUCCGGCUCCAAUGAUUCCUCUCUUAGUGAGUCUGGGGGAUCAUAUAAAAUGUGCGCGACUCAUAGAGAGGCUAAGGAUGGUGAACCAAUGCCAUUGGAUUUUGAUUGUGAAAAAGGGUAUGUUAUUUCAAAAAUCACUUUCGCCGACUAUGGCCAAGCCACUGGUAGCUGUGGGAAAUUUAAACGCGGUAAUUGUGGAGCAACCAGUACCUUGAAUAUCGUCAGAAAGAAAUGUCUUAGGAAAGAGAAGUGUAAGUUGUUUGUCCCGGACAAGAUAUUUGGUCCGAGUCACUGCAAGGGACCUCUCAGACUCAUUAUUGACGCUACUUGUACGAAAGCUUAGUUUUUGAUUUCUUACUUUAGUCGUUUUGUUUCAGAUUCCAAAGGUUGAACUCCUUUCCGAGUUAACCUUUGUGGUACUUUUUGCUUGAGUUUAGUCCAAAGUCCUUUGUAACUUUUUCUUUUUCUCUUAUUUUGAUAAAAAGUCUUUUAAUUUGUAACUGAUAUAUAUAUA